AUGGCGCUGAGCAAGGAAAGAACCGAAUGGACAGACGCAGAGCUUGCAGUCCUAUGUGGUGAUUUAAGUCGAGAGUUACCAAGGCAACGUUCCAAGGUCGUGCGUAUAUUCACCAGUUCAACCUUCACAGUAAAAAUCAUUCCGGUUUUAACAGACACAUCUGUAGAACGUAACGCCCUGAUGAGGGAGACGUACCCUCGUCUGAAGGAUUACUGCAAGUCUCGCCAUGGAUUAGAGUUCCAGGUCAUUGACAUGCGAUGGGGAGUACGGGACGAAGCGACAGAUGACCACAUGACGUCAAAAUUAUGCAUGAGGGAAAUUGCUGCCUGCCAGCGCCUUUCAGUGGGACCAAACUUUGUAACGUUUCUCUGCCAAAAGUAUGGAUACCGACCUUUCCCGGCAAAAGUUCAAGGCGUUGAAUUCAAAAUACUACGGCAAUGUUUGACCGACAACGGAAUGCCGAUCGAAACGCUCGACGAGUGGUUUAUCUGUGACGACAACUGCAUACCACCCGUGUACGUCCUACAGCCAAUCAGUUCCAGACUGCCAUACUUCAAUCGCCAGGACGAUCCAGAGAAAAUGAGGGCGCACAAGACAGAGUGGUGGAAAACCUUCGAACUUCUCCAGGGGCAGCUGCGCUUUGCAGCUAACGAGGCAGAAAAACAGGGACUGCUGACGGCAGACCAAGCAAAGAAUUACAAGAUUUCAGUAACCCACGACGAAGUUAAUCAUGGCCUUGUGGAUACGCCGUCCGACGGAAAGGAGCAGUGUUUGUGUUUCAUCCGAAAGUUCGUCGACUUGGAAAGCAAAUAUGAGGCGGGAGAAGCCUCAAAGUUCCUCGACCUUCAGGACGGAAAGGUAGACAUCGAGGCAAGGGAAUUGCUCUCCGAUCUGCGUGACAAAGUCACCCAAGUACUUCCCCCAUCCAAUAUAAUUGCGACCGAUCUGGGAGACUGGACGAAGGACGGGGUUAAUGUCAAGAAUGAGAAGCAUCGUGAGUAUAUCAAAAGCUUCUUGGAUACUUUCUAUACCAAGAUGGUAAACAUGGUCGAGAUCGGUAUCUCAAAGGAGAAGCUUGCCAGUCUGGAAGAUCCCUUACAUCAGGAGAUUCUGCAGCACUUGUCUUUCUGUCUAACCAAAUGCGUUGGAUUCCAGGGCAGGGAUGACAUUAUUAAAAAUGUGCGAGACUACGUUAUACAACGAGCAAAGGGUGACGGUGGAAAAGAUGGUAUUCCAAUGGUGUUAUAUGGUGAGUCGGGAAGUGGAAAGACCUCCAUUAUGGCAAAAUGUGCAGCACUUGUUAAGCAGUCAUGGCUUUGUGGCACCGGCACUGUUAUGGUGUUACGAUUCCUUGGAACAAGCCCAAAUACUUCUUCAAUUCAACGAGUUCUGACAAUGGUGUGCAAACAGAUCUUGCUGGCCUACGACAAGAAGGGUUUCCAACUUCCUACUGAGUACAACAAAUUGGUGGCAGCCUUUAGUAAAAUCAUGAAAUUUGCUACAGCGGAAAAGCCUCUUGUCAUUUUUCUGGACUCACUUGAUCAAUUAUCAAGUGAACACGGUGCUCAUCGUUUGGUUUGGCUUCCAAAGGCAUUGCCAGCGUACACCGCUCUUGUGGUUUCCACGCUUCCAAAGGAACACGGCAUCCUGGAAAAAGCUAAGGAGAGACUCCCUGAUACCUCAACAUACGUACAAUUGUUUCCUUUCUCUAAAGAAGAAAGCAGGUACAUCUUGAGGUCCUGGCUUGCAACUGCCAAAAAAAGUGUCACGAACUCUCAGUUCGAGUUGAUUGAUGAGGCGGUAGCUGUCUGCAGCCUCCCUUUGUUCCUAAAACUUGUCUUCGACCAGGCCACACAAUGGCACUCUUACCAUCCCCUCGACAGAUGUAUUCUCAAACCAGGUAUUCAAGACAUGAUCAAUCUCAUAUUCGGAAAACUUGAAGAGUACCACGGCCAAAUGCUUGUGUCGAGAGCCCUCGCAUACAUUACCUUAUCGCCCACUGGUCUUACAGAGACAGAGCUAGAAGAUCUCUUAUCCCUAGACGAUGACGUCCUAAAUGAUGUCUACCAAUACUGGAUGCCGCCUGUUCGUCGAAUCCCGCCAUCCUUGUGGACAAGAGUCCGGAACGACCUAAGUUCUUACCUCGUGGACAGAAAUGCAGAUGGUGUGACAGUGAUGUACUGGUAUCAUCGCCAAUUUAUCGAGACAGCACGUCAGAGGUACCUCAACGACGAUAGCCUAAAGAAAAAGCUCCACAAGACUUGCGCUGAAUAUUUUGACGGCACCUGGUCAGGUGGUCGGAAAAAACCCUGCCGAUAUUCUGCUCUGCAGGUCGAGCGCUUUGGAAUUCCAGCAGAGGCAGAAGAAGAUCGCAAAGUUUCAGAUCAGCCCUUGACUUUCUCUGGAGCUUUACACGCAAGUGCAGGUACUGUGACCUUCAACCUCCGAAAACUGACCCAGCUACCGUUUCAUCUGAUAGAAAUGGAAGAGUGGAAUACACUGAAGAUUUCUGCACUUCUGAACUUUGAUUUUUUGCUCAGCAAAGUAAAGGCCCUCUCUAUGCAAGAUGCCUUGGCAGAUUUCCAAAAAGCAGAAGAGAAGAUAGAUGAUGCAGAAAUCAGCACACUUUUUGGAGCCCUUCGGCUGUCGUCGUCCGUCAUUUCAAAUAAUCCUGACCAGUUAGCGCCAGAAUUAAUCGGAAGACUGAUGGAUGCUGCUUCUAAAUUCCCAAGAAUGGAAUCCCUUCUCGCGCAAGCUAAAAUUGCUGGGAGUCUAUCUCACCCACUCCUGCCAUUGAGCACUUGUCUUCAACCGCCUGGUGGUAUGAUGCUGACGUCACUUGAGGGCCACACUGAGGAAGUCGUUUCCUUAGCAAUCACAAGUGAUUCACGGUUGGUUGUAACCGGCUCGAAGGAUAACACGGCUCGCAUCUGGCAGAUAGAAAAUGGCACAUUGGUGCACGUACUGACUGGUCAUAGGGAAGCUGUGUAUGGCAUCGAAAUUACACCAGACGAUCAGAGUUGUGUGACGUACACCCACAAUGGGGAGUACAUGAAGUCAGGCAAAAUAUGUGUCUGGAAUAUGGAAACAGGAGAUCUGAUUCACCGACUAAAAGGGCACACUGGGAAAAGCAAAUCAAAUCUGGCAAUUAGUUUGGACGGGAAGUACGCUGUCACCGGCCUACAAACACUGGUUAGCUAUGACGAGGCAAGUAAUGAUACAGACAACGAGGAAGACGAGAUCAUUACUGACUCAAAGCAAAAACACAAGGAUGCAAAGAGGAAGGAGUUGAUGCCAAAAGAGGAUUGGGAUGAGGAGGAAUAUAAAAAUGAAAGAAGGCACGUUGUAAUCUUUUGGAACUUAGAGUCAGGACAAGUCAUGCACUGGCUGAACCACCACACAGACGACAUUAUGGGGGUCCUGACAACGGAGAUCGAUUGCCGACAAGUAGCGAUAACAUUUUCUCAUGAUCGCACUCUCGUUCUUUGGGACAUACUAAAGGGUGAAACGAUUCGUGAAAUGGAUGACGCAAACGGGUUUUCCAUCCGGAAGGUGGCACUAUCUGAAGACAAACGACUUCUCGCCGUGCAUGGCUGUGAAAUUUCACUGCACAGCUUCCCUGACUGCAAGUAUCUUGGAGACACUAGAGACCCCAAAUCGAGCUCCACGGUAGAAACCAUGUACAUUACCGGGGACAACACUCGUGUCAUAUCUGGACACGUCUGCGGUAUGGUAAGAAUGUACGGAACCGGAAAAAAUACAGAGAGAACACUUCUCAAGCGACAGGACUGCUUUGAGAGAGAUGGAGACAUUACUAGCAUGGCCGUAACACCAAAUGAAAUGUACGUGGUUGCUGCAUUGAAAACAUCUGAAGCCGUAGUGUUGAAUCUGGAAACACUGGAAGUGAAAGCUAAACUUCCGCACAUCCAAAACGUGUCGAUUGUUGCUGUGACACCAGAUGGUUCCAAGAUUCUCACAGGAUCAGAGGACAAGAACGUCCGCAUCUGGGACGUUGCUAAUCUCAAAACAUCCAACUCGAGUGACGAACCAGGACUGCCGAUCAGCAAACACGACGGUUACCCAUAUGAAGCACUGACCUUAAAUUCUGACGACAAAGUUAUCACAACGGGAAGUGAUAAAACGAUCAAACUGUGGGAUGUACGGAGUGGGAAGAUGAUCAAGUCCAUCAAGGACCCGAUGGACGGAGCUUGCCAUGCUGUGGCCAUCAGUAGGGAUGACACCUUCAUGGUCGGAUGUAGCAAGGGAUGGUAUGUCCUCAGCUUACCUGACUUUGCAAUCAAGAACACAUUCAAAGAUCGAUGGAUGAUACCAACUCAUUGUGUGAUCAGCCCCGAAGGCCGCCGGCUCAUAGCAGGGCUAGGUCAGCCGCAGUUUGAAAUCCGCUUCUUUUAUCUCGAGUCGGGGCAGACGCUUCAGAUCAUCCGGUUGAGAUCCUAUUCCUUUCACAUGCUAAGGCGUGGCGUGUUCGUCAACCAGUAUGUGUCUGGCAUGUUUGACCCCUCGGGAAAGACCAGGAUACUACAACUCAUCGAGAGCAAACAUGGGCGAGUGAUUGGUGAGCUUCGUCAUGUCGAUCAGGUUUUAUCUGUUGCCGUCUCACCUGACGAACGAAGACUUCUCGCUGGUUGCGGCGACCAUAAUGUCCACUUGUGGAACCUCGCGUCCUUCUCACAUGUCACGACUCUGGAAGGACAUUCGAAAUUCGUCAAAUCAGUAGCAUUCUCUCCAGAUGGAAUCCUUGCAGCAUCUGGGGCUAACGGCGGGGAAGUCAUUAUCUGGGACAUCCAAUUUCAGUCCUUGAAGCAGUCCAUGAAACAUGCGCAUGAAUCUGAUGUCUCAAAGGUGAUAUUCAGUCCUGAUGGCCGAUUUCUAGUGUCAAGUGCAGAGGAUGAUAACUAUAUUCAAGUGUGGGACGCCCAGAACGGGAAACACUUGAUGAAAUACAACACCUAUGCUAAGAUCAGUUCCAUAAUAAUGUCAGGUAAAUGCAACACUACCGUUGUAACACUACUGGAUGGAAGAGUAGCCUUUCUUGAAUUCUCGGCCAGUUUGCUCUCAGCGGCCACCAGUGAGAAGUCUGCCCUCCAUCCGAUUGCUGAUGCCUCAAUGAGCCUGAACUCAACGUCGGCUCGAAAGCAAAUGCCUUAUUACCGACCCGAAAACCAGUUACUUAAAAGUAAAACCUGCCACCUUUUGUGAAGCUACAUGAACGCUAUAACGGGAAGGAAACCAAAAAACAGCACCACAUUGGAGCUUCCCUAACGCUUCUUAAGUUCAAAUUUCACGAGGUUAACACGGGGGCUUACUUAGCACACAAAAAUGCAAAAAUUUUAUGUCAGGGAAUCAUUCAGAAAGGAACUAUCAGCAUAGGUCCCUGUGGAUAUCCAUCGUAGAUUCGAUAUUCAAAUCCAUUACAGGCCGUUCCCUUUUAUCUCCCAAAAUCUGCCGUCCUCUGGGACUAUUGGGGUGCAUUCUUUGAAAAGAUGUGACCUUAAUCGGUGCAUAGUCACGCCAAUGCCUUCCUGAAAAAAAAAACCGCCUGCAACCGGUUCGUUUUAUCAUGGCUGGUCUUUUUACUCUGCAACGAGAUAUACAGCAGGCCAAUUUUGGCUGUUAUUCUGCAUACCCCCCCCGACUUUAAAGGUCGCUGGGAUGGGCAACUGUUUUUCUAAAGCGCUGACGUUAUAAGGCAUCAUGAGUUGCUCUUGGGUUUGGAGUGUACCUUAAUUCAUUAAGCGUGCCCACGUCACGCGCGCGGGAGUUCCACUGAUGGAGUUACACAUGUACUAGUACUGAAACGGUUUUUAUCAACUGAGAAAUGUGACUAUUCUGGUGUCCUGUAAGCAGUUAGGGACUAGGGAAAUCUGUAUGGACUUUUACUCUUUUCGACGUAUCAUCAUGAUGAAGUAUUGCGCACUUGUUAUUUUGUUUCACUCCUUUUUUGAAAGAUAGAUAGCAGAUAUAAGUACAGUUACUGUGUGAAUACAUGUACAUGUAAAUGAGUCCACUAUUCGAUGCUAUGUAUUCCGAUUUUAUUUCGCUCAUUCCCUAAUUAAAUGAAAUACAGUCCGAGUCAAAUUAAUGUACAAAAUCACUUACACGUGAACGUAUUGCAUGAAAUGUACAAUGAAAAAAUUCAUCUAAAAUACACAUUUAAAAUGUUAUAAUUUGGUAAUAAACAUGAACCUUCUUUCUUUGAUGAGCAGGGCUGAAAAUGUGUUUCUCCUCGAGUUGAAUGUAUAAAUGAAACUUCUGUUUACAGGCGCAUCAUUCUGUCACAAGACCAAAAUUCACCCAAAACGCAUUCAAGCAAACCUGGUGUUAUGGUAUUCGGUUGUUAGUUCCCAACGAAGAACGGCUUGAGUUUUCAACAAUUUCAAACUAACAAAGACGAAACAAAAACCCAAAGCAAACCCCUCCCUAAAAUCAAAAAUAAAACGACAAAGCAACCAAAUCAAACUGAAAUUCACAAUAAACUGAAUCAACAGGCUUAAGGAUAAAAGUCAUUGACCACACUUAAAAUAGCUAACUUAAAAUAAUAAAUGACAGAAUACAGAGUCCACGCUACGACACGUUGUACAAAAUAAUGAAGUCCAACAGCCUUAUACGCUAUGCGUACCUAUACUAUACAGAUUUCUUCUCUGCGGCUUUCCCAGUCUAAUUUUUCAAAGCCCCUAGGCAUGCAGCAUUCAAUUUCAGUUCCGUUUGUUUCGAACACAGCCCUUUCGCUGCAGGACUGCUUCCGUUUACACGAGCACAUCUUAAAUUUAAAAUAUUAAUAAUAUACGAAGAAAAUACAUUCCAUAGCCAGAUGAAAUGAACACCCACACAUACAAGGGUUAAGGUGAGGUUUAGGACGGGUGCAGAUUAAUACCAUCAUAUAACAAAACACAAUGGAAUCUCUGUCCUUUUUGCAUUAAGAUGACCAGUCUGAUUGAUGCUGGUGCCACCUGUCCGACUGACAUGUCAAAAUGUGCAGAAGGAAAAGCUGGUUCAACCCCGCUUGAUUUAUAUUCUGAGGGAUUCUAAGAAUUACAAUACAGGGUCCCAUAAAAAAAGGCGAAUGUCUUUUUGUGGUGUGCUUUACUUGUAAGAUUUCCCACCGCCUAACAUGAACUGUUUGUGGAUUAUACACAGUUGAGAAUGGCCAAUACACAGUACAAUAUGACACAGCUCUGGGUAGUCCUGGGACGCCAGUAAAACAAACCCAAACAUGUUUGCUCCUGUUCCUCUGCGUGGUUUGACCCCCAGUGGCGUAUUCAGGUAUUGGGCAUGGGAGGCAAACUGAAAAUUAAAAAAAAAUUCAUUCAUGCAUUUAAAGAGGCCUCAUUCUUGCCCUUUCAAAAAAAAAUGGGUAACUUUUAGGCCCCUAAUAACUUUGACGCACGACAUCACCGACUACCGUCCAAUCCUACAUUUUGAACUCGGCAGACAGUGGAACACAAUUCUCCUUUGAACCCUUGCUAAACUUCAGUGACAGUCCACACAUUGUGGCACUCAGUAAUGCCUUUCUGCUCAUCAGACAUGGUUUUAACCGCUGCUGUCUCCAACGAAAACAGUUUGGAGUUUCAAAAACGCAAGGUUGUGGAAGAGCUCCAUGCUCGAACAAAUCAAGCAUGCGCGAGUUGGCUUAUGGCCGUGCUGAUAAGGCAGACCAAAGCUGUUUAUAGAGCGAGUUCCGAGAUGAGUGUCUUGCUUGUUGGAACCAAAAUGGUGGAUCAUGCGUCAAUGCACAUGGGUAAUUAACACAAAACAGCUGCAUGCUGCACUGCACAUCUAAUGAACAGCCAUUUUGGUUCCUAGGUCAGAAGUUGGCGCUACUCUCCACAUACCUAGGUAGACCGAUUUGCUGAGGCCAUGCGGUGUUCCUGUCACUCAGGCGCGCAUUCCUAAGCGCGUGAUUUUGGUUAGCAGUGCAGCUGCAGGCACCAAUUGGCUGAUGAGGAAGCAUUUAGUGUGCAUCUCUUUUGUUCAUGCGCGUGGAGACACCGCAGUAAUGAUUCCUGAUUCAUGUCACCGGUUUGGUCUAUAUACAGCUCUGGGGCAGACCUCGCGCACGCGUAUGUCCGUUCCCAAAUGACCACACAUUUUGGGCGAGCGCUGUUGGAAUAUAGAACUGCCUCAUUGGUCUGAAAUUACAGCCAAUGCACUGUGGUGCUCCACGUUAAUGUAUUUUAUGGUUUUUGUUUUCAAAACGGCACUUACAUGGAAAAGGAAAUUUGUCAGUCCAUAAUCAAAUCUAUUAUACCUUAUAAUUCCUUAUCAAAGAAACGUUUUUAAUUAUAGCGAAAGCAACAACAUUGUUACUAUUCUUUCUAUUUCAUUUAAAAAAGAGACAGUUCAUUUACAGAUUGCAAAAAAAAAAACUAAACUAGGAAACGGACUGACAGAUGUCCCCUUUCACACAGAAUACCAAAACUCAACAUACUGUAAAGAUGGAUAUUGGGGGAAAAGUAAAUCCGAAGUACCAAAUUUUAAAAAAAUGUCACCAUCUACCGGUAUUUACACUAGAUAGUUUUAUACAUAAAUCUGGGAAUAGCUUUGUUUAUAUACACUGAACAUUGGUUUGCUGAAAAAUUGAACCAAUCAGUGUUUUCAGUUGUUUUUUUUUUCGCAUGUCAUUCUGCCUUGGUGAAAACAAAUUUUUUUUGGGGGGGGCCGCUUGAUAUUUGUUGGUUUAUAUCACAGCUACUUAAUCAUCUUCAGUUAACCUCUAAAAAAGUUUCCUAAACUUCCAUAUUAUACCGUUAAAUCUUUCCAACAUCUGGCAAAUGGUUAGAUAUCUAGGGGGGGGGGUAAAUUGAGUUGGUCGAUUCUUAAAAUAGACAAAUGUAAAUUCCAUUUGAUAUUGUAUUCCAUCACUGCAAAGACACUGAUUUGAACGGAUACAAAAGGACCAAUGUUACAAAUAACUUCCUCUUACCCCCUCAAAAAAUAAUAAUAAUAAAAAAAUAAAAACACAGUGGUAAAUUUUGCAAUAAAUGUUUCAAAUGUUACCAAGCUUUGCAUUACAUUUUUUUCUGUCCAGAAAACUACAUGUAUUUGUUCCAAAUGUUGGCUUGGGGCACACCACAGCAUGCCAGCUAGCAUACAGGUAUUUCAGAUCUCAUACUUCUAUGUGCCUCUGCAACCAUUAUACGAUCAAAGGUGGACCUGAGUUCCUUGAAAUACUGUACAUUGGAACACGGAGGGCCAUGGGCCCCCUCUCUCCCUUUGUAUUUUUGCAUUUCAAUAAACCUACAUGAGGAUCUGCCACUGAAGGUGAUGCAUGUUUAAGAGACAGAGCUAAUUGUCAGGUUCAUCUGUAAGUGCAGGAAGAAUUUGAAGACCUGUUUUUUCGAUCUAUCAAAGACAAAGAUGUACACUUGGUUAUUGUACAACUAUCGCUCCCUCUGAUGAUAACCUAUAGAAUUCCUGACAGAAUUCUAAGGUUGCCAUGGGCCAUGUAGCCAACUGAUUAAAUGUA
Messenger RNA from Acanthaster planci (crown-of-thorns starfish), 9487 nucleotides. Its product is annotated as NACHT domain- and WD repeat-containing protein 1-like. Lineage: Eukaryota; Metazoa; Echinodermata; Asteroidea; Valvatida; Acanthasteridae. The record is from RefSeq and is a predicted model, not a curated record. Gene Ontology annotation, molecular function: protein binding.